Messenger RNA from Caenorhabditis elegans, 821 nucleotides. RefSeq names its product DB domain-containing protein (gene dbd-7). The coding region runs from base 20 to 685 and encodes 221 amino acids. The transcript is spliced from 4 exons. The record is from RefSeq and is marked reviewed. Lineage: Eukaryota; Metazoa; Nematoda; Chromadorea; Rhabditida; Rhabditidae.
UCUUGCUUUUACAACAACAAUGACUUCUUCUAUUCUUUCCUAUGCUCUUCUGUUUGCUUCUUUUUGGCACUCGGCUAGUUCGUGCGUAGCUUCUGGCACAUGUGGCCUCGGGCCUUGUUUCAAUCCUCUACCUGCUCUCCCAUCCCCUUGUGCAUCUGCUGGAUGUGGUCCAGGCUUUUCAUGUGGAUCAUAUGGCUGCUACCGUACCAAAGCACGUGUCCAUGCCGCUGGAACUCAUCAGGGUCCGAUUCUAUUCGGAGCUGAUCGUUUUUCACAAUUCCGUCGUCAACAGCCACCACCUUCUCAACAAGCAUCGGAUCCCAAUGCGUUAUUCAUGCAAUGUUGUGAGCAAAGAGGUCUACCAGAUGCAUGUCUUCAGAAAUGUACAUUCAAUACUUACACUAAGGAAUCGUUAACCCGUAUGUACUUCCGUCAAGAUUCAUGCCCAUUAGCUGCUUCUGCCGAAAUUCAAUUCUGUGCCGCUCAAGGAAGAGAUCAUCGUGCAUGCUGUACAAGAAACGGUGUCACGACUACACUUGCUGGUGACAAAUGUUUAACAUUCUGUGAUCAGAGACCUGGAAACGUGACACUUCUUGACUAUUCCUACGUAUCUUGCUACGAUCGUUUUGAGAAUAUGAAAUCGUGCUUCUGGCAUGAUGCUGCUGAAAGAUCUAGAAAAUAUUAGAAGAAUUUUAGUUUUAAAUUUUCAGCCAUUGUCUUUGUGUCUGUAUAAUAUAUAUUUAUCGACGCGUUCCCACACGUCAUCACCUUCAUAUUUUAAUCCAUUCUUUCACAACCAAAAAUAAAUAAAUAAAUUACUG